Molecule: messenger RNA, 2953 nt
Organism: Scomber scombrus (Atlantic mackerel)
Lineage: Eukaryota; Metazoa; Chordata; Actinopteri; Scombriformes; Scombridae
Gene: tcaim
Product: T cell activation inhibitor, mitochondrial
Exons: 11
Coding region: 121-1599 (492 amino acids)
Cellular component (GO): mitochondrion
Source: RefSeq, a predicted model, not a curated record
ACACAGACUUGACACAGACCGGGUAAGAUGCUGUGUGAUGUCUUUUGAUAUGGAGACUGUUGAUGGAUUGGCUGCACAGCUCAUGAUUUAAAGCUCAUCUGUUGACAAAUAGCAUCAGCAAUGUCUGUCAACUGCCUCCUGCGUUGCACCAUCAGACUGGAGCGGACACAUGUGGCCACACAUUUAGUGCAGCAGAGAACUCUGUCAGGAGCAGACGCUGUCAAUGCACUCAGACCGUUUUACUUUGCAGUCCAUCCUGACUUUUUUGGUCAAUAUCCCAGGGAACGGGAGGUGAAUGAAAAUUCAUUAAAGAGACUAAACGGCUAUUUGGAAAACCUACAAAAGCGGGGGUCAGGCUCAGUUCAACCAACAAAGCUCACCUUUUAUGUGAGGGAAACAAAGGACAGCAAUGAUGUGCCUCCAGACCUCCUCACCUCAGGGUUUCGUUCAGUGAGUUUCAUUCUGCACACUAACGAUGUUCUGAGCACGGUGAUGAACGUGUUGAAGUCCUGCAGCCUACCCGUGGAGCACAUGAAGGGACUUAAAACAAGCACAGAGGCAUCCAAACAAUCAGCUGAGGCAGGCGUUCCAUUCUACAGACCCAUCAAAUGGAACAAGAGUUACUACACCUUCACCGGUUUCAGAGACCCUGAACAGGAGCUGCAGCAGAGCAAGACAGUAGAGCCUACACUCAACUUGUGGCUGAGAAACAACGAGCCUGAGGCAGGGAAGAAGCACACUGCUAGUCUCCCUCGCAGAGAAGAGCUACACAGACUGAAGAAAGAACUAAGCCUCACAUUUGACCUGGCUGAUAUCAGGUGGCAGCGCAGCUGGGGAGUGGCUCACAGGUGCUGUCAGCUUCAGAGUCUGAGCCGACUGUCUCAGCAGAACCCCGAGGCCCUGAUCAACCUGCAAGGACACACUGUUGUGUUUGCAGACCAGUCAGGGAUGAAUUCCUCUGGACACGUCAUGCUGGGGACUAUGGAUGUUCAUCAUCAGUGGACCAAACUGUUUGACCAGCUUCCCAGCUAUCGCAGUCUGCAGCAGCAGACAGAGUGGCUAAAGGAGAGGAUCAGCCUCCUCCUUGGUGGGACUCAGGUAGUCCACACAGAGAGGCUGGGAUCAGUCCAGCCCAUCGCUGAACAUUACAGUACCCUCAACACCUUCCACAAGAAUCUGCUGUCUCGACGGCUUUUUCUGCACCCCAGGAGCCUGCAGGGCCUUACAAUGAUGUUGGAGAAUGACCGCUCAUCCCCCAGUCUUCAUGAGAUGGGUCACUUCAUUAUCCCCACCAACUGUGACCCUCCCAAGCUGCAGGCCUUCCUCCAGGGCCACGCCAACAAAGCCAGAGAAUGCACCCAUCUCAAAAACCAGCUGGAGGCGGAGGAGGAGGCUGUGAUCAAGCUGUGUCUCCACAGUCUGUCUUUGAGGAGUCUGUCCAAGGAGCCCAGUGUCAGCUCCAGCCAAAUGAUCCUGUGCUGUAAAAGGCUGGUUGAGCAGCGCUUGCCACUCAUGCAGGGCCUCCACAUCUGUAUUUCUCACUUCUACUCAGUCAUGCAGGAUGGGGACCUGUGUGUCCCCUGGGACUGGAAGAGCUGAGCCCAAGAGUUUGAAUUAUGAAUUUUUAGCACUUUAAUGUUGAGGCAGAAUUUAGACAUGUUUAACAGGUUCAUUUGUUAUAUAUCAUGAAAGAUGCCAAAGAAGAUUAAAAUGGAUGCACAGCAGAGAACAGUGGUUCCCAAACUGGGGGUCAGAAUAAUCAUCCAUAAGAAAGAGAACACAAAGAAAAAACAUUUCUGCUGUAAGAAAAUCGUGUUGGUUUUUUUUCUCUGAUUUUUCCUCAACCAUUUGCUUUAUCUUGUGAAAUACAGGAGACUUUGACUUCCUCAGGAAUCAGACGUGAAAAUCUGAGAACCAAAUAGUGUUUGUUUGAACUGCACACAUGGAACCUUUGGUGAGGGAUGUGAAAAUACAUUGCUGGGCUGUGAAGGGCCCAAUAACCAAAAAAAAGGGGGCUUGGAACCAGUGGCAGAGGUGCAAUAUGACUGAAGCUUUAUGAUUUGACAUAUGCAUGGUUUGAGGAAGUCAGUAUUAGUUGCUGUGGGGAGUGCACUGAGAAAUAAUCUAAUGAUGCUUCUGUUAUUAGCACAAUCUGUGAGCUCAUUGUAAACUAAAACAAGUUCAAUUCAAUACACAGGGUUAGAAGCUGAUUGACAGACUAAUACUAGACAGCAGUGCAGUGAGUAUGCUUCCAAUGAACUGGUUAGUUCAGCCACAUCUAAAGAUAUAAUAAAGAUAUGUUAUGAAUGGCCACCGUAGAAGGCAGGGUUAAAAACCCUCACAGCACAGGUUCAAUCUCACCUCAAAUAUUUUAAAAGUGAUAGAAGUAGUUGUGUGAAGACUAAAGAAAGAGGGCUUGAGAGACAAGUUCAAACCUGGCCUACUUUCUUUCCUCCACACACCUGAUCAGUCAUAGCAGAGAGUGGCUGUGGUUUUCUGUUUCACACUUUACAAAAACAUUUCUGAUCAGAGCAGUGUGACGAUCCAACAGGUACUUUAUUUGAGGCAUACUGGUGCCCUUAAGUUCUCUCUCUUGCUACUGUAGUAGUUUAAAAUCAUCAGGAAGUCAAACUAGUAUGUAUUUAUAUAUUAAUAUAACUAGCUGAAUAGCUGGUCUGAAACGAACUGAGGCAAGACGCAUGACUUCACCAGACAAUUAGGAACAGUAAGACUUUCCUAACCAGGACUGUGUGAUCCAGCACGUGGACUUUAUCUGUUGGUUGCUUCACUGGAGGGAGCUGUUUCAUACACAACUGUAUUUAACAUGUCUGAUAUUGUAGUAAAGACACAUCCUCUUACUGUGACACACACGUCUGAAACACUGGUACUGUUACACUGUGGAGGUGGAGUACUCUAGAUUUGAACUAUUUUUGUAAAUGUUCUUAUCUAAUAA